Diplodia corticola is the source of this 3279-nucleotide messenger RNA. Its product is annotated as mucin-2 precursor. Bases 1 to 3279 code for a protein of 1092 amino acids. The transcript is spliced from 4 exons. Lineage: Eukaryota; Fungi; Ascomycota; Dothideomycetes; Botryosphaeriales; Botryosphaeriaceae. The record is from RefSeq and is a predicted model, not a curated record.
AUGCUAGGGAUACUGCCGGUCAGUUACGUCUUGACCGUCGCUUUGCAGUUCGCAACAACAGCCGACGCGAGCUUUGAUCGCCACUAUCGCAGAGACACGUCCUUGGGCCGGUCCGGCGCGCUGCCCAACACCACCACGACCGAGGGCAAUGGACUUGGCAGCUUGAUCUUGAACGGGCUUGGGGCCACGAGCUCGGAAGAUUCUUCGGCGACUUCAAUUUCCGCAUCGGUGACAGCUGAAAACGACACCCAGUCCGCAACUUCUCGGAUCAGCACUCCUGCAGCGAGCUCCAGUCCUCUGCUGAGCAGUACGCCGUUCCCGACUUUGAGCGGGAACUCGUCGUUCGGUGGAAAUGUCACAAACGGAACAUUCGGAGCGUUGCCAGGCAGCGGAUCUGGGGCGGCCUAUGCCACUGCCUGCAUGCUGGAACACGAAGCAUGGCAGACUUUUGCUAGUCCAUACUACACCGGCGUGUUUUCUAUGGAAACCGAGACUCUAACCUUGACAAACUACACGGUGUCCACCCGAACGUCUGCUUGCAACACGUACGGCUACGGAGAGAUCACCUACAUGGUGGGAGAUCCCAUGGCGGUAGCUACCUGGACGUCUGUGUCAUCGUCGACCGUAUACACCCAAUCACUUGCGGUCAACGUCAAGCCGCCCGCGUGCAACGUCACGGAGGCCGACUGCAAGGCACUGUGGCAGGACUUCAGGGUCGAUUCGAACUACUCGAUGCCUUAUCCAGGCGCGAUUGACGGGUGCGAGGAAAAGCCCGAAUGGGGCAAAUGCGGCGUCUGCAGGAUCUCGGCGCCCGAGGUCGAGCUCAUCUACUUCCCCCACAAGAAAAACACGACGAUAGACAUGUGUGACAAAGGCGCCAACAUGACCGUCUGUCCGUUUGGGCCGACGACGGCGCCGUUUACGUCUGCGAAUGCGUACGAUGCUGCCAACUGUGCGUAUGGAACCAACACUUCGCAUCCGACGGCUACAGCAGGCCCAUACACGACAUCGGGCGCGUACACCUUCUUCGAAGCCAACGCCUACCUCUCCUUCCCCGUCGUCUCAGCCGCCUCGACAGCCUGCAACCAACGGGUCGGCGCGGUGCACUCGAACGUGAUGCUCACGCUCGCGUCGCAAGACUUGUACACGUACCGCGGCUACCACUACUACUUCGUCGACGGCGGUUAUCCCUUCAACUUCGACGACAUGGCCACGGUGGCGUCGGCGCCGUGGUACCAGGCCAUCGAGGCGGGCAACGCGUGCGAGUACUACGACAAGGACUACUCGUCGCUGCUGUGGCCCAACUUCGUCAACGGCGAGCAGUGGGCGGGCAAAGACGGCCCCUGCAAGAUCAUCUACCAGUCCGCCUACCGGCCGACCCUGCUGCUGCCGCCGCAGAUCCGCUCGCUCGACCCGGCCUGGGGGACCUGCCUGCUCGACCUCGCCGGCACCUUUGACCCGCCCAUCGCCCUGACCCCGGCCAUGGCUCUCGUGCCCUCCACGUCCGCCAAAGACGACGGGCCCGCGUCGGCGACGAAGCCUCCUGCCGUGCCCGCCUCGUCUCCAGAUUCGCCCGAUCCGACGAACACGGGGACCCGCGAUCCGGACCCGGCGACGACCACCAAAGCCGGCGCCGGCCAGCAGAGCGGUCCUUCCCCGCCGCAGGAGACCGGUGGAAGUGAUCCGGCCGAGACCUCUAACAACAACGGAAACGACAACAGCCUGCCCCCCGCAACCACCAACGAUCCCGGUCUGGGCGGCAUCAUCAGCGCUGUAGUCUCCCAGGCCACUGGCGGCGGCGGCGGUCAAACAUCAGCGCCAACUAACGACAACAAUAACGACAACAACAACGACAACGACAACAAUAACGACGACGAAAACAACAAUAACGACAACAACGACAACGACCAACCCCAACAGCCCGCCGACCCCGGCCCCCCCGCCUCCGCGACCCUCGGCGACAACGACGGCGGCAGCAUCAUCGUCGUCGCCGACCCCGCGCCCACCACAGAAGGCGGAGCAGACGGUGGCGGCGGCGCCAUCAUCAUCAUCAACACUCCCGCCGCCGGCACUUCCGCCGGCGCCGCCGCAACCCCCAUCACCCUCCGCCCCGGCGCGACGACCGUCCUGGGCGACGGCACGCCCGUGUCAGUCGGGUCGAACGGAGGAGAAUCAGGAGGCGCAGGAGGCGGCGUGGUGGUCGUGGUUGCGGGCGGGUCGACGGUCUCGGUCGCGGCGGCGGCGACGGGGGCGACGGGGCAGACUGCUGCUACCGCUGCUGCUGCCAAUACUCCGCUCUUCACCGUCGGCGGGGUGACGGCGUCGCUCGUGCCGGGCGAUGCGGCAGGCGGCGGAGUGGUGGUCGUGGGCGGCAGCGUGACGGUGGCGCCGGGGGAGGUGGUUACGGUUGCGGGGACGGCCGUGUCUGUUGGUGAGGGGGGAGGGGGAGGAAUGGUCGUCGUCGUGGGUGGUAGUACCGUCGCGUUGCCUACCGGUGGCUCGGCUUCGUCUGGUGGUGGCGGUGGCGGUGACGGCGGAGGAGGAGGAGAGGGGGAAGAAGGGGGUGGGGUGGCGGUGUUCACGGUCGAUGGGGGGCAGGCGGUGACGGCGUCGAGCGUGGGGGAUGGCGUCAUCGUUGUUGGGGGGACGCAGACGUUGAGGGUGGGGGGUACGGUCGUUGCGACGGUGGCGGGCGGGGAGGUGGUGAGUUUGGCGUCGGGGUCGGGAGGGGGCUUGGUCGUGGGUGGCGGUGGUGGUGGGAGCUCGACUGUUGGGUUUGGGGAUGGUGGUGGUGCUGCUACUUCCACGGGUGGCCAACACGAAGGCGAUGGCAGUGGCGAAUCGGUCGUCGCGACGGUGACAGCGGCGGCGGGUGGACAGGCGUUCACGGCGACGAGCGCGGAUGGGACCGUCUUCGUCGGUGGGACGAGCUUGACGGAGGGGCAGGUGGCGACCCUGGCGGGCGGGCAGGUGGUGAGCGUGGAUGGCGAGGGGGAUGUGGUGGUUGGCGGAUCAAGCACGGUGACUUUCUCGGCAGCGGCGGCUACUACUGCGACGGGGAGUCGGAGGGCGAGUAGUACUGCCCCGGGAAGUUCCAGUGCGAAGACGUCCAGUUCGGGAGACGGGAUCACGAGCGUGUCCUUGAUGACUACCAGCAUGGGCAGUGGGACGGGCGAGGCGGCCGCAACGAGUACGGGUGGUGCUGAUACUAUCAGGGGAAGCGGCCUUGAAGCUGGUUUCGGAGCGAUGAUGGGUUGCAUGUUCGCAUUCUUCAUUUGA